AUGUCUAUCGGAAAGAGCAUGCUGGGUCGCCGGCACGUUCUCCCCUCUGUCGUUUCCACCCUGUACGAAUUACAGGUAGAAGGAACAUUCACCACCGGUACCUAUCUCGUGACCGUACACAACCCUAUCAGUAGCGACGAUGGAGACCUUGAAAAGGCUCUUUACGGCAGUUUCCUCCCCAUUCCCCCAGCAGAUGCCUUCCCCGACCCCGACCCGGAUGACUAUGAACCCGAGAAGACGCCCGGAGCGAUAAUACCCGUGAAGAACGAACGUAUCGUCCUGAACGAGGGAAGGAAGCGAAUCAAGCUCAAGGUGAUGAGCAGGGGUGACCGUCCUAUUCAGGUCGGUUCGCACUACCACUUCAUCGAAACCAACCCGCAGCUGCACUUCGACCGCCUUCGAUCCUAUGGAUAUCGACUCGACAUUCCCGCCGGUACGUCGGUACGAUUCGAACCCGGAGACACCAAGGUGGUUACGCUCGUGGAAAUUGGUGGCCACCAGGUUAUUCGUGGAGGUAACUGCAUCGCGUCCGGCAAGGUCGAUCUUGCCCGUGCCGAGGAGAUCAUGGCCCGUCUACAAGUGCAGAACUUCGCCCAUGUUCCCGAACCUACUGCCGAUAGCGCGCUGGUACCUACACCGUUCUCGAUGGAUCGUGAGGCCUAUGCGCGCAUGUUUGGCCCUACUACUGGUGAUCUCGUGCGUCUGGGUCUGACCAACCUCUGGGUUCGUGUGGAGAAGGACUACACAUCUUAUGGAGACGAGUGUACAUUCGGCGGUGGCAAGUCUAUUCGAGAUGGCAUGGGUCAAUCUUCGGAAAAGUCUACGGAGCAUGCUUUGGACACCGUUGUCACGAACGCUCUGAUCAUCGACUGGACUGGUAUCUUCAAGGCUGAUAUUGGAAUCAAGGAUGGGCUCAUUGUGGGCAUUGGUAAAGCUGGAAACCCUGAUAUUAUGGAUGGUGUCACCCCGGGCAUGACUAUCGGCUCUUCCACCGAUGUUAUUGCAGGUGAAAACAAGAUCGUCACAGCUGGUGGUUUCGACACUCAUAUCCACUUCAUUUGCCCCCAGCAGGUGGAUGAGGCGCUCGCCUCUGGUAUCACUACGUUCUUGGGAGGAGGAACCGGUCCUUCGACUGGCUCCAAUGCCACAACUUGCACGCCUGGCCCCGUUCACAUGCGCCAGAUGCUCCAAGCCUGCGACCGUCUGCCCAUCAAUGUUGGUAUCACCGGUAAAGGUAACGACUGUGGUGGCGUAAGCAUCGAGGAGCAGAUCUAUGCUGGUGCCGCCGGAUUGAAGCUGCACGAAGAUUGGGGUUCUACGCCCGCCGCUAUUGACAGCUGCCUCGACCUGUGCGACAAGUUCGACGUCCAGUGCAUGAUUCACACUGACACGCUGAACGAAUCCGGUUUCGUUGAACAAACCAUCGAAUCAUUCAAGAACCGCACUAUCCACACCUACCACACCGAAGGUGCCGGAGGUGGUCACGCUCCGGACAUCAUCUCGGUUGUGGAGCACCCCAACGUCCUCCCCAGUAGUACCAACCCAACCCGUCCCUUUACUCUCAACACCCUCGAUGAACAUCUUGACAUGCUUAUGGUCUGCCACCAUCUGUCCAAGAACAUUGCCGAGGACGUCGCCUUCGCAGAGUCUCGUAUCCGUGCCGAAACCAUUGCGGCUGAAGAUGUUCUUCACGACCUUGGCGCUAUUAGCAUGAUGUCUUCCGACUCCCAGGCUAUGGGUCGCUGCGGUGAAGUCAUCCUGCGGACGUGGAACACCGCACACAAGAACAAGGAGCAGCGCGGCCCGCUGCCCGAGGAUGAAGGCACCGGUGCCGACAACUUCCGCGUGAAGCGCUACGUCAGCAAGUACACCAUUAACCCGGCCAUCGCGCAGGGUAUGUCCCAUAUGAUCGGCAGUAUCGAGGUCGGCAAGAUCGCCGAUCUCGUCCUGUGGACGCCCAGCGCGUUUGGUGUGAAGCCAACGCAGGUGGUGAAGAGCGGCAUGAUCGCUGUGUCAGUGAUGGGUGACCCCAACGCAUCCAUUCCCACCGUCCAACCGGUCAUCAUGCGUCCCCAAUUCGGCGCCCUUGUCCCCUCCACAUCCAUCACCUUCGUCUCCCAAGCCUCCCUCGACGCCGGCGUGGUCCAAUCCUACAACCUGCAAAAACGCGUCGAAGCCGUCAAAAACUGCCGCAACAUCGGCAAAGCCGACAUGAAAUUCAACGACAUCAUGCCCAAGAUGCACGUCGACCCGGAAAGUUACCGUGUCGAGGCGGAUGGAGUGCUCUGCGAUGCCGAACCGGCAGGCAGUCUGCCCCUGACACAGGAUUACUUCGUUUACUAA
Molecule: messenger RNA, 2343 nt
Organism: Aspergillus luchuensis
Lineage: Eukaryota; Fungi; Ascomycota; Eurotiomycetes; Eurotiales; Aspergillaceae
Gene: URE1
Product: urease Ure
Exons: 3
Coding region: 1-2343 (780 amino acids)
Biological process (GO): urea catabolic process
Cellular component (GO): urease complex
Molecular function (GO): urease activity; nickel cation binding
Source: RefSeq, a predicted model, not a curated record